AUGGCCCGGAUAUCCCCGAGAAAGCGACAAGUGGUGAGCUAUAACGAGGAUUCUGAUGAAGCGACCGCCAAGGCCGACAGGUCUUCCUCGACGAGCAGCAAGAAGUCAAAGUCAGCUCCUUUGCCAUCCAAGAAUACGGGUAAACGAAAGUUAGAAUCCGUGGCCGAAGUAGAACAAGGCUCACAAGAUACAAUACAACCUAAGAGGCGGAAGCCAAAAGCCAAAACUGAGGAAAGCACAAUGCCAUUGGCAGAGAGGACGCCUGUUUCUUCACUUAAGAAGCUGAUGUAUAUCGGCGCGCAUGUUAGUGCUGCAGGAGGGGUCCAGAAUGCCGUCUCUAAUGCCGCUCAUAUUGGAGCCAACUCAUUCGCUCUUUUCCUUAAGUCUCAACGCAAAUGGGAUAAUCCCCCACUCUCCACGGAGAUACGAGAUUUGUUUAUCAACAACUGCAAAGAGCACAAAUACAGCGCCGCAGAACAUACUCUACCGCAUGGUUCAUAUCUCGUUAACCUGGCGCAGGCGGACGAAUCCAAAGCCAGCCAAGCCUACAAAGGUUUCCUUGAUGAUCUUGAGAGAUGCGAGCAGCUUGGGAUCAAGCUCUACAACUUCCAUCCCGGCUCAACAGGGGGAGAGGCUCGACCCGCGGCAAUUGCACGAAUUGCUGCACAGCUGAACAAAUCACACAAAGCGACCAAAUCGGUGAUUACAGUCCUAGAAAAUAUGGCUGGCGCAGGCAAUGUUAUCGGAUCAACGUGGGAAGACUUGAGGGACAUCAUUGCGCUAGUAGAGCAAAAGGACCGAGUAGGCGUCUGUAUUGAUACUUGUCACGCCUUCGCUGCUGGGCAUGACCUGCGAACCCCAGACGCCUUCAACAAGACCAUGGCGGCAUUUGACGAGAUCGUCGGGUGCAAGUAUCUCAAAGCGUUUCAUUUAAACGACAGCAAAGCCCCUUUUAAUUCCAACCGAGAUCUACACGCCAAUAUUGGAACAGGUUUCCUUGGUCUUCGUGCAUUCCACAGCAUCAUGAACCACGAUGGUUUUCGGAACAUGCCCAUGGUCCUAGAGACACCCAUCGAUAAAAAAGGCCCAGACGGAAAGACAGUUGAAGACAAACAAAUUUGGGCUGACGAAAUCAAGUUGCUAGAAAGUCUUAUUGGAAUGGACCCAGAAAGCGACGAGUUCAAUGAGAAGGCAGAGGCACUUCAAGCCAAGGGUGCUUCAGAGCGCAGCAGAAUCCAGGAUCAGGUUGAUAAGAAGACAGCCAAGGAUGCCAAGAAGGGUUCAAAGGCAAAGGCAGGCACAAAACGAAAGAAGAAGUCACAAGGCUCCGACGAGGAGAGUGACUAA
Messenger RNA from Pochonia chlamydosporia 170, 1347 nucleotides. Its product is annotated as DNA-(apurinic or apyrimidinic site) lyase. Gene Ontology annotation, cellular component: mitochondrion; nucleus. The transcript has 3 exons. Gene Ontology annotation, molecular function: DNA binding; zinc ion binding; phosphoric diester hydrolase activity. The coding region runs from base 1 to 1347 and encodes 448 amino acids. Lineage: Eukaryota; Fungi; Ascomycota; Sordariomycetes; Hypocreales; Clavicipitaceae. Gene Ontology annotation, biological process: base-excision repair. The record is from RefSeq and is a predicted model, not a curated record.